This is a messenger RNA of Drosophila innubila, 1343 nucleotides long. RefSeq lists its product as uncharacterized. The transcript has a single exon. Gene Ontology annotation, molecular function: myosin heavy chain binding. Bases 263 to 1189 code for a protein of 308 amino acids. Gene Ontology annotation, cellular component: myosin II complex. The record is from RefSeq and is a predicted model, not a curated record. NCBI's taxonomy places the organism in Eukaryota, Metazoa, Arthropoda, Insecta, Diptera, Drosophilidae.
UCCCUGAAUUAUUAUCUCAUGAUUUUCCGUAUUCGUUCUCUAAAUGAAUUUUCAAAAAAUUUACUAGAGAAAAGCGAAAUAAUUUGAUAAUGCAGUACGAUGCCUUCUAAUCUAGUUACUUAAGCGAAAACUGUAUAUAUCAUUCAUAUUUUAUUAUAUACAUCUCAAAAUUUCAGGUUAACUGAAAAACAACAGUAGAUUUUUUCUCUAGAAAAAAAAAAUAAAUAAUAAAUAUAAAAUCAAAGACAAUAGAGGUAAAAAAAUGAGUUGUACCGUCAAUCAGAAUCAGAAACAGAAUCAGAACCCAACUCAGGACAAUAUUCAAAAGAUUGUACAAAAUCAGAUAAAUAAUCAGAAUCAAAAACAAAUACAAAUACAACCCGCUAAUCAAUUUCAAGGUGACAACAAUGCUGUGAGUAGUUUCUGGACAUGCGAGGAGUUGUUGCAAGCCUUGUCGCAGGUGUUGAGGCUGCGGGAGAUCUUUAAUAUGUUCGCCCGAUUCAGUGGCAGCAAUACCAUCGAUAUUCUCAAGGUGCCCGAGUGUCUGCACGCGAUGGGAUUGCAUUUUGUGGAGUCCACAUUGAAAAGCUUUCUCUCGGAGCGCCUGUUGAAGUUUCCACAGUCGAAGCCGCCGACUCGAGUUAGUUUUGAGUUUGUGCUAUCGAUCUACUGUGAUCUGUCCAGUUUGGAGGAGGUGCCCACAGCUGCGGUGAUGAUCAAUGGCUUCCGAUGUUGUGAUACACAGAAUACGGGUGAAUUGCCGUAUAAUAUGCUACGCCGUAUGCUUACCUUAGUAAGUGAACGACUUCACGAUACGGAGGUCUCAUCUCUGCUGGACAAUAUGAAGGAUGAUAAGGGAAAUAUCAAGUAUGUUGCACUAUUGGAGACCUUGUUUCCUACGGAUAUUGAUGCCUCCGAAAAGCUGAGACAAGCACGACUUUAUUUGAAUGCACUCGGUAAAAAUGCCAGUCACAUGGAUAUGCAUAAACGGGAUGAGUUCAUCAGGGCUCUUCGCAAUUUGGAUAAUACUCACACUGGAUGUGUUGGCACCGAUCAAUUGCUAAGUUUAUUGAAUUCGAAUGGAGAUCGCUUCACAGUCACCGAACUAGCGUCCCUCACCCGAGGUAUGACCAAUUGCAAGAAACAGGUCGACUAUCGUAUGUUUCUACGCCUCAUCAUGAAUGAUUAGAUUAGAUAUCAGAGGUCCCCAAGUAAAUGUGUAUAACCCACAGAGUUCACAGAUAUCAUUACAGUUAUAUAAAUAUCAAAUCAUCACAUAACGCUUAUAUGAAUAUCAUUGCAUUCACAAAUAAAUUAUCGGGAUUACUAUUAUAAAAAACAAA